Humulus lupulus (European hop) is the source of this 477-nucleotide messenger RNA. RefSeq lists its product as uncharacterized. The record is from RefSeq and is a predicted model, not a curated record. Lineage: Eukaryota; Viridiplantae; Streptophyta; Magnoliopsida; Rosales; Cannabaceae. The transcript has 2 exons. Bases 2 to 406 code for a protein of 134 amino acids.
UAUGGCUGGGGUGGAAUUCAAGAGAAGGAGGGUUCCAACGAAAAGAAUUUUUGGUUCCGAGUUUGCUGAUCCAACUAGGAAGAAAAAGAAAGCAAAGACAAUUGUAACUGAUCCUUGUGAAAUUAAUCCCCUACAGCCAUAUGACGAAAAGAAAAUGAGACGUUUUAAGAAAUGGGUAAUUGGUUUAAAAAAGAAUGAUAAGCCUAUUUCUCUCUUGGCUGGUUCGUGCACAGCGAAAUGGUUUAUUCAGCUACUUACACCACGUACAUGGCUAGACGGACUGCACAUUGAUGCAGCUUUAGGGUUGAUGAAAGAACGAGUGUACACUUACAAGAAGACUUACUCCGAAAGAUUCACCAUCGUGGAUUCUAUGUUCCAACAGUUCUUCGAACCACAUUGGGAAUAAUUCAACAAGAGGAAAAUCAAAUCAAGCUACAUUUGGCCAAAAUAAGUGCUUGAUUACUUGGUAGGUGAUGA